Molecule: messenger RNA, 6743 nt
Organism: Chinchilla lanigera (long-tailed chinchilla)
Lineage: Eukaryota; Metazoa; Chordata; Mammalia; Rodentia; Chinchillidae
Gene: Rap1gap2
Product: RAP1 GTPase activating protein 2
Exons: 24
Coding region: 121-2373 (750 amino acids)
Biological process (GO): regulation of small GTPase mediated signal transduction; activation of GTPase activity
Cellular component (GO): plasma membrane; cytoplasm
Molecular function (GO): GTPase activator activity
Source: RefSeq, a predicted model, not a curated record
GAUGGAUGUUUGGGUUGCUUCCACCUUUUGGCUACUGUGACUCACAUUUCUCUCUUUUUAUUUUUCCCAUGAGAAGCUCUUUACAGCAUUCAGCUGUCUGUAUACUUCUAGUUUGGCUGCAUGGAUGGCAAGAGCUGUGUGUGUGGUUGGGGCAGUGGGGUGGUGAGAGAUGCAGAAAAGUGGAGUUUGCAGGUUUCCCAGAACUCUCUGCCAGAGAGAGGCUUUCCACCAUCUGCCCCAGAGCCAUCUGCUGCUAGGAAGCAGGAGCUGGCCAACAGCCCAGAUGUGACCCUCCCAGACCAGCCGCUGUCCCCUCCUCUCACUGCGCCCCCCACCAUGAAGUCUGCGGAGUUCUUCGAGAUGCUGGAGAAAAUGCAGGGGAUCAAGCUUGAAGAGCAGAGGCCGGGACCCCAGAAGAACAAGGAUGACUAUAUUCCGUACCCCAGCAUUGAUGAGGUUGUGGAGAAGGGGGGUCCCUACCCUCUGAUCAUCCUGCCCCAGUUUGGCGGCUAUUGGAUCGAGGACCCAGAGAACGUGGGCACACCGACAUCACUGGGCAGCAGCGUGUGCGAGGAGGAGGAAGAGGACGGGUUCAGCCCCAACACAUUUGGCUAUAAGCUUGAGUGCAAGGGCGAGGCCAGAGCCUACCGCAGGCACUUCUUGGGGAAGGAUCAUCUAAACUUUUACUGUACUGGCAGCAGCCUGGGAAACUUGAUCCUGUCCAUCAAGUGUGAGGAAGCAGAGGGGAUUGAGUACCUUCGGAUCAUUCUCAGGUCCAAACUGAAGACAGUGCAUGAGCGGAUCCCCUUGGCUGGACUUAGCAAGUUGCCCAGCGUCCCUCAGAUUGCCAAGGCCUUCUGUGAUGACGCUGUGGGGCUGAAAUUCAACCCUGUCCUGUACCCCAAGGCCUCCCAAAUGAUUGUGUCCUAUGAUGAGCAUGACGUCAACAACACAUUCAAAUUUGGGGUCAUUUAUCAGAAAGCCAGGCAGACCCUAGAGGAGGAGCUAUUUUGGAACAAUGAGGAGAGCCCAGCUUUCAAGGAGUUCUUGGACCUACUGGGGGACACAAUCACACUGCAGGACUUUAAAGGUUUCCGAGGAGGCCUGGAUGUAACCCAUGGACAGACCGGGGUGGAGUCAGUGUACACGACAUUUCGGGACCGGGAGAUCAUGUUUCACGUCUCCACAAAGCUGCCCUUCACUGAGGGCGAUGCCCAGCAGCUACAGCGAAAGAGACACAUUGGGAAUGACAUUGUGGCCAUCAUCUUCCAAGAAGAAAACACUCCAUUUGUCCCAGAUAUGAUCGCCUCCAAUUUCUUACAUGCCUACAUAGUUGUACAGGUUGAGAGCCCAGGCGCAGAGAUUCCAUCCUACAAGGUCUCUGUCACUGCGAGAGAAGAUGUGCCUGCUUUUGGUCCCCCUCUGCCCAACCCCCCUGUUUUCCAGAAGGGCCCGGAGUUCAGGGAGUUCCUGCUCACCAAACUCACCAAUGCGGAGAACGCUUGCUGCAAGUCAGACAAGUUUGCCAAGCUGGAGGACCGGACCAGGGCCGCCCUCUUGGACAACCUUCAUGAUGACCUGCACACGCACACACAGGCCAUGCUAGGACUGGGUCCUGAGGAGGACAAGUUUGAGAAUGGGGGCCAUGGGGGCUUCCUGGAGUCUUUUAAGAGGGCCAUCCGUGUGCGCAGCCACUCCAUGGAGACUGUGGUGGGCAGUCAGAGGAAGCUGCACAGCGGAGGCAUCCCUGGCAGCCUCAGUGGGGGCAUCGUUCACAACAGCAUGGAAGUCACCAAAACUACCUUCUCGCCUCCAGUGGCAGUAGCGACAGUGAAGAACCAGUCUCGGAGCCCCAUCAAGCGGCGGUCGGGCCUCUUCCCUCGCCUGCACACAGGCUCUGAAGGCCAGGGGGACAGCCGGACACGAUGUGACAGUGCAUCCAGCACCCCCAAGACCCCGGAUGGCGCACACUCCUCUCAGGAGAUAAAGUCUGAAACCUCAUCUAAUCCCAGCUCUCCAGAAAUCUGCCCCAACAAAGAGAAGCCCUUCAUAAAGUUGAAGGAGAACGGCCGGGCCAACAUCUCCCGCUCCUCCUCCAGCACCAGCAGCUUCAGCAGCACUGCAGGGGAGGGUGAAGCCAUGGAGGAGUGUGACAGUGGGAGCAGCCAGCCGUCCACAACCUCACCUUUCAAGCAGGAUGUGUUUUUCUACAGCCAGUCCUCGAGCAGCGAGAGCCCUGGCCUGGGGGCAGCCGCCACCCCCAUCAUCAUGAGUCGGAGUCCCACAGAUGCCAAAAGCAGAAAUUCCCCGAGAUCAAACCUGAAAUUCCGCUUUGAUAAGCUCAGCCACGCCAGCUCCAGUGGGGGUCACUAAUGUGAGUGAAGAAUUCUUCUGCUGUCCAAGGUGAGGGAAGCCCUGAUUCUGUCCUGCAGAAGGCUCCUAUUCCAGCAGUUUGGGGGUGCCGUCCACUACUCUGAUCGUCACAGGCCCACCAGACCAGCUGUCUGUCCUGUGUCCUGACCUGGUCACAGUCUUGCUGGGUCCUUCGCCAACACACCUUCAUCUCUGGACAAGACCUUUUCUUGGAGGCUCUCCUGCUCCUGACCUCCCAGUGUGGUGUCUGUCUGGAUCAUUUGCCCACUUGUUUGUCUGUAGGAAAGACAGUUGGGGAAGGGGGCUCUUGGUACUUGGGCUUAGCCAGAGAUGUGGAAGCUCAUCUGCUCCAGAGGCAGAGAGAGUGCUGGGUGGGGAGCAGAGGUAAAAGCAGAAUAUAAAGUGGGCCCAUUUGUCCUUGAUCACAGUGCAGUGCCCUCCCGGGCAUGGUAGGAAGGAGCUUUACUACCAUCCAUGCGUGGAGUAGAGGUGCAGGGGUUGCUUCCCCAGAGCCAAAAUUUGUAGCAUCCUCGAGGCUGUCCUGAUAAAGACAGCUCCUUUGUUCCUGUUUCUCUGGAGCUCCAAAAACAAAUCUCCCUGCUCUGUGUUAAGUACUAUAGACCCAUCAGUUGGCACAGGCCAGGGCUGCUGCAUUCCCACUGUCAGUGCACCUUGAGCCAGGCUCUUGCAGGUGGAAGCUCCAAGACAGACCUGGAUGUGUCUGGGACCAUUGCUGCAUACUUCCUUGACUGUAGCUGCAACUUUUUUCUUGUUUAAUUUCAUGCAGGUUCUGAUUAUCCUAGCUGUGGAAGAAGCCCCAAGCAAUCACUCCCCUUUGAGCAGAUAUUUUUCCCCAUGAAGGAGUGGGAAGCCAGGAGUGAGAAGGAAUUCAGGGAGAAUGAACAAGCCAGUGCUGGGGGAUCACUGGUCAAUAACCUCAGGGCCCAAGGGCUCAGCAGGAGUCUGUGGGAUCCAGAUCUCUGAUGCUUGUAGAGGUUCAGGGAAGACUUAAAUGGUUAUUUAAACCACCCAUUUAUAAGAGAGGGAAAAGGGUAGAAGGGGGAUGACUUGGCAGGUUCUGGUCAGGCCGGUGUGUAGGGGUUGAACUUAGGCAUGUGUGGAGGAACACACUGUCCCUCAGCAAUCAUGCCCCUGCCCUUUGCUGGGGAGUGGGCAGUGCUGCCUGAAGUUCCACUUCUGGCUUCUGUGCCCAUUGACUGUGUCUGGGGCGUGAUCCCCUGGUCCUUCUCUUCCCUGUUCAAUUGCAGGUCUGUAGGUGGUUGUUGCAUCGGUAGGAUUUCUGCAGGCAGGGCCCCAUCUGGCCGUGUGGUUCAGACACUGCAUGCCGCCCCUCACCAGCGCCACCUUCUCUGGGAUGAUGAGCCAGCUUGUCCCGGGGAACAGCCCUGCUGGCUCCUCGCCUGUCCAAGUCUGCAGGGCGUUUCUGCUGCUGGCUUUAGAGUGGGGUGUCUGCCAAGUGAAACACAGAGUUUUAACAGAUCUUUGGAGGUUUUGCAGCCUCAAGUGCAUAUGUGCCUUUGGGGCAGGGCUGCUGGGGUGACACAAGCUGGGCUCCCUGCUUUAAUGAACAGAUGACAAGAUUUCCAGUCAAGUGCUUUAUCUGUAUUAGGGAUCUGGACUAGCAAGCCAAAGCUUAGAAAUGGGACACAUUUUUUUGAACUGACAUUGUAACUGUUUCUCCAUUGCUUUUGCCAUUAAGACAAACUUGAUAUUUGUGUUUCCUGUUCACCUAUUCGAUCCUCCUUACAGCCCAGAGGGCACCCCGCCCCUCACCCUAUUUGAGAAAUGUGCUUACAUACAAUACUAGUUUGGUAAGAUUUAUCUAGUUAGAAGGUCAACAAAAUAUCUGUUUAGCUUUUAUGAAAAGUCAGUGUAGCAGCACCCAUUGCUGGACUGAGGCCUGUGGAUUCUGGCAGGGUUUUGUUGGCUGGGUUUCUGAAGGAACUUGAAAGGUCAAACUGUGAAAACUCUUACAGGGUUCUGGCUCACCUCUCUAAGUAGCCAGUAUUUAGAGAUGCCUGAUGAGUGUGCUGUGAUGCAUUAUGGUCUGGAGUCCUCUGGGCUUUCCAAGUUGUUCUCAUGCUGUCAUACUGGGGAACCUCAUAUUUUCCUGUCACCACUGCUCUGGCUGCUCCCUUUGCAGUCCCCACCUCCCGGUAGUGCCUCUAGGCCAGUGGGCAGGAUGGCAGGGUGUGUGCAGGGGAACCGGGAGGCACAAGUCUGCCCUCACAGAGGCCCAGACCUGGGAUGUGGUCUCCUCUCUCACUGUACUGUUGAGGUGCUCAGGGCAGGAUCAGAUAUGCCCCUUCCCCCUGGGCCACGCCUCGCCUAUGGUUUCCGGUGUGUGUACUAGCAGCCUGCCUGAGGUCCCCAUGCUGAGAGGGAGGAGAACGAGGAUGGGGUCCUUUUUCCCUUCACUCUUCUGGGCUGUGGGCAGCGUCUCCUGUUCCUGGAGGGCUUCUGCCCCCACAGUCUGAUCCAAAAUAUCUUUCCCUUUAUUGCUGCACUUAGUCAUGGGGCUCAGGCCUGCGUAGAUGGUGCUCACUCUGGUAUUUGGGGCAUUUCCAAUGUGACCUUCAUGAGGGGUUCACAUCUCUGCCCCUGAGGCCACCCGACUCACUGCAGAAACUAUCCUUUCCAGGUGCCACGGGGCACCCAGAUGCCUCCCGCUCCACUGAUGUUUAAAAGCAGAUGCAGAAAAGCUUGAGAUGGAAGGUCUGAGCCAGAGUUCCUGUCUGUGGUAAUGAACGUCAAACAGUGUUUCCUGGAACAUACUCAGCUUCGUAGGCAUCACUUUGAUGCCCAGCCCUUCUGGCUCAUUUCAGCGUCUCCUCCAGCCGUGUUGUUGUCUAGAUGAGAAACCUUAGCUCCAGGGAGAGAAAAGAACUUGCUUGAGGUCACACAGCUAGCUAGUGGCAAAGCUAAGACUGGAGCCCACAACCCAAGGCCCUUUCCUGUGCACCAGCUACAUAGCUGGUAGAGCAAGUGGCUGCAUUUCCUGGGCCAGGGUCCCUCCCUCAUUGGCUGGGGCCUUGGCUCCAGCGGGGAGAGGUCAGCAGUGGAAGUGUGCUGAUGGGACCUCAGUCUCUGCUGCUUUCCAUGGAGGGCUCUUUUAGAUUGGUCACCAAGGGUCCUGGAUUUAGGGUGCAGCUUGAGCAAAGAAAACAGGGAGGGAAAGAGAUUCCUGACAAACUGGUCCUUAGUUCUUCAGAGGCAGAGGCCAGGGCAAAGGUGCAGUCAGCCACUCUUGGUUUCCUUGCACUAAAUCAUGAUGGAAGGAAAAAGGAAACUAUUCAUUUCUCCCUCGCUCCCACCCCCUGUGGUGCUGGGGAUGGAACUCAGGGCCUCAUGCACGCUGGACAAGGGCUGUACUACUGAGCUACACCUCAGCCUCUUCCUGAUACUUAAAUGAAGGUGGUUAAUUAAGGUGGGGCAUAGCCUAUUUCCCUUUCCUUACCCUGACCCAUGAAGGUGCCAGCUCAAACACUACCUUUUCAAUGUAUCUUAGUAGAGACCAGUCUGUUGUUGGGGAGUAGUUGGGGGAUUCAAGUAGAUCUUAUGGCUCCAGGGGCCAGCAGGGACCAGGCCAGUCUACCACACAGAACCUCAUGGCUCCUUCUCCAGCCUCCAGCUACCACCUUAUCAAAGGCAAGGGCUGGUCCCUGAAGUUUGCCGUGCUGUUCCUGCAAUCUGGUGAGGGGCAGUGAGGGGCGUUUUUCUUCCAAGCCCUGGAAUCUGUUUUUCCAUUAGUCCCUUUCCCUCCCCAGCUCACACCCCUCUCCUUUCAGAGGGGCCAAGCGCCCCCUGGAAAGAAGACAAUCCCCUAGGGUGAAGGGCAGUGGAGCCCUGUCUGGUGAGAGGCUAGCAGGCAGUGCUCUGUACUUUGCCUUACCAGCUCUGGGGAGAGGGUGUUUGCUUGGCAGAUUGGAAUUUAAUUGCCAUCGUCUUUGAUUUUGUGACAUUUCUGCUUGGAAGGGUGAAACUCUCCUUCCCACUCCCUAGCAUGUGUGCCAACUCUCCCUUGUCGUGGGUGUUACCCUCUUAACACUCCAGCUCAGGGAGUGCUGACAUCUCUGUGUGAAGAGAUUCUUGUGUGGUAGAACCUAAGAAGUGUAGCUUGGAAGUGAUCCCUGUGACGAUGACUUUUCCUUCUUUCCUCUUAGUGAGGAGGUGAAUUGUAGACCCUGACUGCCUAUGUAAUGUAAAUAGUGUACAUUUAAUUUAUUGCUAUGGUAGCAUAUUGUAUUUGUUAAUGUAUAAAACAAAUUCUAAAAGGUUGACAAAUGUAUAUUUUGUUGCUUAAAUGUGUCUUUGCAGAAAUUGACAUUAAAUAACAUAUUUUGUGUCCA